Molecule: messenger RNA, 2027 nt
Organism: Chrysoperla carnea
Lineage: Eukaryota; Metazoa; Arthropoda; Insecta; Neuroptera; Chrysopidae
Product: acetylcholinesterase
Exons: 6
Coding region: 357-1880 (507 amino acids)
Biological process (GO): choline metabolic process; acetylcholine catabolic process
Cellular component (GO): plasma membrane
Molecular function (GO): acetylcholinesterase activity
Source: RefSeq, a predicted model, not a curated record
UGAUCGAGAAAUUAACAAAACUGUUGAUACUAUUGUUGUAUGUCACAUGGUUGGAUGCAUAUUCUUGGCCACAUGAGACAACAACACGACAAAAUCCACCCAUAACCGAUUACCACAAUGAUCCAUUAAUUGUUGAAACACAAACGGGUUUAGUGCGUGGUGUUUCGAAAACCGUACUCGGUCGUGAAGUACAUGUUUUUACCGGAAUACCAUUUGCAAAACCACCAGUUGGUCCAUUACGAUUUCGUAAACCGGUUCCGGUGGAUCCAUGGCAUGGAAUAUUGGAUGCAAGUGUUUUACCAAAUUCAUGUUUUCAAGAACGUUGUGAAUAUUUCCCUGGAUUUGAAGGUGAAGAAAUGUGGAAUCCUAAUACAAAUAUUUCGGAGGAUUGUUUGUAUUUGAAUUUGUGGGUUCCACAACGGAUACGAUUACGCCAUCAUCAGGAUAAAUCAUCCACGGAUCGACCACGGGUUCCAAUUUUGGUUUGGAUUUACGGUGGAGGUUUUAUGACAGGAACCUCUACGUUAGAUAUUUACGACGCUGAUAUUGUGGCAGCAACAAGUGAUGUCAUUGUUGCGUCUAUGCAAUAUCGUAUUGGAGCAUUAGGAUUUUUAUACUUGAAUCGUCGGUUUCCGUACGGUAGUGAAGAGGCUCCUGGUAACAUGGGACUUUGGGAUCAAGCAUUAGCAAUAAAAUGGAUCAAAGAUAAUGCCGCUGCAUUUGGCGGUGAUCCAGAUUUGAUUACGUUAUUUGGUGAAUCGGCUGGUGGUGGUUCUGUUAGCUUACAUUUAAUAUCACCCGAAACAAAAGGCCUAGCUCGGCGUGGUAUAUUGCAAUCCGGUACAUUAAAUGCACCAUGGAGUUACAUGACUGGGGAACGCGCAGACGAGGUAGCUGCAAUCUUAGUUGAUGAUUGUGGUUGUAAUUCGUCAUUGUUGGCAGAAAAUCCUGAAAAAGUAAUGGAUUGUAUGCGAGCUGUUGAUGCAAAAACAAUAACUGUUCAACAAUGGAAUUCCUAUGAUGGUAUAUUAGGUUUUCCAUCUGGUCCUACCGUGGAUGGUAAAUUCUUACCAAAACAUCCAUUGGAUUUAAUUGAAGAGGGAAAUUUUGAUGAUAUUGAAAUUAUGAUUGGAAGUAAUCAGGAUGAAGGAACUUACUUCAUUUUGUAUGAUUUUAUGGAUUAUUUUGAAAAAGAUGGACCAAGUUUUUUACAACGUGAGACAUUUCAUGAAAUUAUUAACACUAUUUUUAAAAAUAUGAGUCGAUUGGAACGUGAAGCGAUCAUAUUUCAGUAUACGGAUUGGGAGAACGUCAAUGAUGGAUACUUGAAUCAGAAGAUGAUUGGAGAUGUAGUUGGGGACUAUUUCUUUAUAUGUCCGACCAAUCAUUUCGCACAGACAUUUGCUGAUCAUGGCAUUAAAGUUUACUACUAUUUUUUUACACAUAGAACAAGCACGUCGCUUUGGGGUGAAUGGAUGGGAGUGAUGCAUGGCGAUGAAAUCGAAUACGUGUUCGGGCAUCCACUGAACAUGUCACUUCAGUAUAAUUCACGUGAACGCGAUCUCAGUCUACGAAUGAUGCAAGUUUAUGCCCGUUUUGCACUUACUGGCAAACCAGUUGAGGAUGAUAUGAGUUGGCCUACAUAUCGCCGUGAUCAACCACAAUAUUUUAUAUUCAACGCAGAGAAAAGUGGCACUGGUAAGGGACCACGUGCUACUGCAUGUGCAUUCUGGAAUGACUUUUUACCAAGACUACGUCAUAGUCCAGCAGUGGAACGUCCGUGCGAGAGUGGAGUUGUCGGUGCCAUCUCAUUAGGAACAACACAAAGCCUUUCAAUAUGGAUAGUCCUAAUGCUAAUCAUCACGUAUGCACCACUUUAAAUACGUAUCCCUCAACAAAUUUGCAAGAAAGCAACAUAAAAACCUUUCCACCCAACAAAAACAUAUCACAAAUAUUAGUUUGCAAAAUUUAGCAUUCUGAUAAUGAACCCAAAAAAAAGGUGUAGACAAAAAAUUUGAUAGACAAAA